Molecule: messenger RNA, 1935 nt
Organism: Cuscuta epithymum
Lineage: Eukaryota; Viridiplantae; Streptophyta; Magnoliopsida; Solanales; Convolvulaceae
Source: the annotation of a GenBank genome assembly
CUUGAUUAUAUUACAAUUUACAAGUCCAUAUGACUUUUUACAUUCUUUAGAAUGAGUGAAUGACUUCCGCAGAUAAUAGUUUCAUAGCAUGACAUGAAUCAAUGAAUGACAGGUGUCGGGGAGAGAGCUAGGGGAACUUCUGGGGGCGAAUUUGUCCGGCCCGAUCGUGCCGUUAUCAGAUUCUAAUCAUCCCGCAAACGCCUGGACUGGUUUCCUAGACCUGAAACAAGAGGAGAGAGUUGCACUCUUGAAGAGGGCAGCGGCUUUUGAGGCACCCGUGGAUAGAGAGGGAGAGGGAUGGACAUGGCUGUUCAGAAAGCUGAUGAGUCCCUUGAUGAGCAACAAUGACGAUGCUACUGAUCCUUACAACCUCUAUGAAAGUAAGCCAGAUUUCAGCAAUGACUACGGGUGGAGCAUGGCUGUUGAUGAAAAUGAUUACUCUCCUCUCAAACUCCCCGACGUCACUGUUUACCUUGUCAAUCUUACUGCUGUAUGUAUUCUAUCCUCUUCACUCUUUUUUAGUGUGUUUAAGGUUAACUUGAAUGGAAUAGCUUUAGCCUUUAUCAUUUCAUAUUUGACUGCUAGGGAAUACCCUCACCUUGAAACACUUCGUCUAUAUCCUGCAAUUGUUUCAUUAUUGUAUAGUGUAGUUGUCAUUAUUGUGCAAUUGGUUAGUCUGUCAUGUACUCAUGUUCAUAAAAAUGUUUGUCAUUUUUGCUCAGACUCAAGAUUAUAUUGAUUUUGAUGGCAUAUUAGGACUUACUUGAACAACUUGGAUUUUAUCCUAAAAACAAUUUGGAUGUUACUCUGAUGUGUAGUUAUGUGUUAGAUGUAGACUUUAUAUGUUGGUUGCUUACUUUGAGUAGGAUUUUUAAAUUGUGUAGGGGUCAAUGAUGGCGCCGCAUAUCAACCCGAGAGCAACAGAGUACGGGGUUGUUCUUAGAGGAACGGGAGAGGUUCAAGUCGUGUUCCCCAACGGAACGCUCGCCAUGAAAGCCGAGGUGAAGGAGGGAGAUGUGUUUUUGGUGCCCCGGUUCUUCCCGUUCUGCCAGAUAGCGUCCCGGAAUGGUCCUUUCGAGUUCUUCGGCUUCACCACCUCGGCCAGGGACAACCAGCCCCAGUUCUUGGCAGGCGAAGGUUCGGUUAUGCAACUUCUGAGAGGGCGAGAGUUGGCAAAGGCUCUUGGGUUGAGCGAAAAGAGGCUCGGGGAGCUUCUUGACGCUCAAAGUUUUAGUACCAUAUUGCCCUCAGCCAAGGCUGCCCCGCCCAGGAUGAUAUGAUGCGAUGAGAAUGAAGGGUGUGUUGUUUGUGGUGUUUAUUAGAUGUUUGUGUUAUUUCAUCUUUGUUCAGUUGUGACCAGUGAAACAUAAGUCGAUCUUUUUAUUUCUUUAGAUAUCUUGAUUGUUUUUGUUGCUGUGUGAUCCCAUUUUCGAACUACUCUGCAGUCUGCACAUAUUUUAACUGUUGGUUUAGCGUUAAUCAAUAAGUAUGCAGGUGAACUUCAGAUAAAUAAAGUUAAUUUGAAAUGAAAACGGUAUUUGGGUAAUACUCCGAUCAAGUAAAAAACUCUUUUGGCAGAACCUGAACGUCUCGGACUCUUCCCAAGAAAGUCUUCCUUCUUGGUAGGCUUCUCUUAUCAAAUCCAGGACGCUAAGCAUGGAAACAGGAGCAGCUGCUUGGAAGGUCUUGGCGACGGCGGUGGAAACUGAACCAGUAGAUGUGUUUGUGUGUGAAGAGUGGUAGGAUCCGCUGUGCACGAGAGAAGGGUGGUUUCAACUUUCAAGAUCCAUCAUCAUUGCGAGCAUGGCGGAAGGCUCAUUUCAAGCUCCAUCGUCGCUGUAGGGCAUGGGAAAAGGGUCAUUUCAAGCCCCACCUUUGUCGCCGUUCCAUGUUCCACACACUGAUAAUUUGGUCACCAGGCGACCUGAUAAUUUG